Molecule: messenger RNA, 873 nt
Organism: Cylindrotheca closterium
Lineage: Eukaryota; Bacillariophyta; Bacillariophyceae; Bacillariales; Bacillariaceae
Source: the annotation of a GenBank genome assembly
AUGACCAAAAUAAUUUUCCCAAAGGCAGGACUCUUUCUCAAGCAGCAUCAGAAACAGAACGAUGCAAAAGACAUCGAUGGAGGGUCGUCUUUCACAACUGAGAUUCACUCUGAUUCAUCCCUAGACGGCGCUUCUACUGAUCGUCAGAACCGAAAGGAGCAGGAAUGCAUCCGGAAGCUGAAGGAAGAAUGCCGAUUCGCAAACAUCUCCGCCUCCGAUAUCAUCAUCUUUCGCUUUGCUUGCUUCUACGACUUUCAUUUUGACAAGGCUCGAACUGCCAUUGUUCAGAAGUUUGAUGACCUUCAUCUAAACCUUCGAAUGGAAGACAAGCUAUGUGAACAAUUCCAAAACAAGGUUAUCUUCCCCCUACCAGGUCUCAUGACCAAGAACAAGAAACAUGAAGUGCUCUACUUUCACGCCUCUCGCCACUUUCCAGCAACAAUGGAUACUGAAAUGCUCAUCAAGAACAUGACCUACAUUUUCAACGACAUGAGCUUGACAAAAGAACAAUGCCGCAAUGGAGUUGCAAUGGUCAUCGAUUUGAACCAUUGGACAUUCAAGAACUUCACGCCUGAAUGUUCUAACAAAUUUUUCAAGGCCCUUCAAUAUCAAGUACCAACAAAGGUCGAAGCAGUUUACAUCGUGAAUGCCCCAAACUGGUUUCCGAAAAUGUAUCGCCACUUGUUCAAGAAGAUGAUGGCCAAAUCAUUUGCUAAGAAAGUGCUAAUCUUGAAGCACCCACAGCAGUUGCAAAACCAUUUGAUGGAUGGCUGCGAAAAAUAUUUGCCAGUCGAAAUGGGAUAUUGGGUCGAUUCAUCAGAGAUCAUUGAUGAUUUCGUUGACAUGAAGCUUCACAGUGAAUCGAACCAUUGA